UGCGGUUGUUGUAAUUCGUGAAAAACUUUGAUUUAAUGAUAAAACAUCGAUCGUAAACCAGUAAAAAUGACUAUAUUUCACGACGAGAUCGAAAUAGAAGACUUUGAAUAUGACGAAGAUGAUGAAAUGUAUUACUACCCGUGCCCGUGCGGAGAUCGUUUUCAGAUUAGUAAGGAAGAACUGAUGGCAGGGGAAGAAGUAGCGACAUGUCCAAGUUGCUCUCUUGUUGUCAAAGUCGUUUAUGAUUUAGACAAAUUCAAAGCGGAGGCUGAAGAAGUGCAUAAGGAGGACGGAGACAAGGAAACCGUGAAGGCGUAAAUGCCAGUGAGAAUGAACUUCUCCAAGCGAGGAAUCCCUUGACAUGCCCUGAACAACAAUGAAAUUGUUGAACAUGUUAUUACAAGAAGAGGACAGUCAGUGUCUGCAUGGAUGCACUAUGAACAUAGUUCAAUUUAUGCUGUGAUUCAGAUGUUUUAAUAAAGUUUAUUAUUUUAGUAAU
Messenger RNA from Ostrinia furnacalis (Asian corn borer), 499 nucleotides. It is a transcript of the gene Dph3, whose product is annotated as Diphthamide biosynthesis 3. Gene Ontology annotation, biological process: protein histidyl modification to diphthamide. Bases 67 to 318 code for a protein of 83 amino acids. The record is from RefSeq and is a predicted model, not a curated record. Gene Ontology annotation, molecular function: metal ion binding. The transcript is spliced from 3 exons. Lineage: Eukaryota; Metazoa; Arthropoda; Insecta; Lepidoptera; Crambidae.